Molecule: messenger RNA, 1192 nt
Organism: Ochlerotatus camptorhynchus
Lineage: Eukaryota; Metazoa; Arthropoda; Insecta; Diptera; Culicidae
Exons: 4
Coding region: 294-635 (113 amino acids)
Source: RefSeq, a predicted model, not a curated record
UAGUGUUCAGUGCUCGAAUCGCUAGGAUUUCCGAACCCGCCAUCCUUCGGGAUUUUGAAGUGACCGCCGCUUUGUUCGUCCGUUCUUAGUUGUUGGAAACGUUCCUGUGCGUGUGUGAGUGCAGUGAAUUGCAGUAGCAAGGUGCUUUAGGAAACCAUUCCCUGCCAUCCUUCAUCAACCACCCCCGAGAUCCCUUCGGUUCCUGUUGCAAGCAGUGUUGCCAGUGCCGAUUGUGUGGAAAAUUGUAUCCUGCCAGUGUGUUUGUGUGAAACGCAACAAAGAAAUCUACCAAAAUGAAAGCUUUCGCAGUCUGCUUCGCUAUCGCCCUAUCGCUGGCCCUCGCCACGGCGCAGCGCUUUGGAAGUCCGCUGCCGGCGUUCAGCCUCAGCUCGCUGACCGGAGAUUUUGGGGGACCGACCGCUUUCGGUGGGCAGGAAUUUAGCUCCGGCAGCCUAACCGCCGCCGGUCGUGAUCCACGACAGAACCGAGGCCCAGUCGUAUUCCCCGCACCGCCCACCGAUGGACCAAUGGAGACCAGUGGAGUCGUCGUCGGCGCUUCCGGCUACGGUUUCGUGCCCCCAAACACCCCCCAAAAUUCGUUCAACUCUUAUUACAGAAAUCUAAGAUACUUCUAAGUCACGCUUGAAAUAUAAUGUUUCGUUUUUCUGAUUAGUCUACUGUAUAAAGGAACCACAACUAAUGCUACAUCGUAUUAUAGUCGCUAAUUGUACAAGGAUCCAUAUUUAUAGAUAUCCAAACUUGGGCUUGGCCCGAGCUGAAUUUGAUGCCAUAUCAAAUUUUGACCCCAAUUUGAGUUUUUUUUCCGGUUCUAUUUUCUUAUCCCACACAAUUUUCAUUUGAAAAAAAAAACCACUUUGUAUUUAUUUGUAAUUACUUGUAUUGUAUACGUAUAGGAAAAGACAAUUGUAAUUUAAAGUAACGUUAAGUAGCGCUGUACAAAUCUUAUCGUCGAGAACACCUGAACCUGGAUUGUGUAAAUUUGAGAACCUGUAUUAUAAGUUUGAAAUGCUGUUUUAAUUUAAUAAAUUAUUUUUAGUUGACAUUUUAAAUGUAAACAAACGAAAACAAAAACAACAAAACUUAACUGGUUUUUAUGACUCAAUCUAACCCCCUAUUACCGAUGUAAAUAGUGUUUGAGUGCGGGUUGAUUGUUUCAUUGGUGUUGACGGAU